AUGUUAACACGUUUUCAUUUACUUUGGGGUGUGUGUGAGAUCAACCAGACAUUUGAUGCAUACGUUGGUGGCAAAGAAAAUGCCUCUGGCAUUGUUGUGGUUCAGGAGUGGUGGGGUAUUGAUUUCGAGGUCAAGAACCACGCUCUGAAAAUUGCCCAGUUUGAUCCUGGCUAUAAAGCACUUAUACCUGACUUGUAUCGUGGAAAGGUUGGUUUAGAUGCUACAGAAGCACAGCUUAUGAUGGAUGGUCUUGACUGGCAAGGUGCUGUGAAGGACAUUCAGGCUUCAGUUAACUGGCUCAAGGCUAAUGGUUCACAGAAGGAUUCUUGCAUGGUUAGUGCUCUCGCCAUUGCAAGUUCUGUUUUGGUCCCUGGGGUUGACGCUGUUGCAGCCUUCUGUGGAGUUCCUUCAUCAGAGCUUGCAGAUCCUAUCCAUGCUAAGGCACCUGUGCAGGCCCAUUUUGGGGAGCGUGACAAUUUGGAAGGCUUUUCAGAUGUGAAGACUGCUAAAGCUUUAGAGGAAAAGCUGAAGGCAUCAGGGGUUCCUUAUGAGGUAUACUUGUAUCCAGAGACUGGACAUGCCUUUAUGAACAAAUCUCCCGAAGGUGUUAAGAGGAGAAAAGGUAUGGGAAUGGAUGACGCUGUGGUCGAGUUAGCAUGGUCUCGCUUCCGUUCAUGGAUGAGUCGCUUCUUAUCUCCUUAA
Messenger RNA from Ilex paraguariensis (yerba mate), 702 nucleotides. The record is from the annotation of a GenBank genome assembly. Lineage: Eukaryota; Viridiplantae; Streptophyta; Magnoliopsida; Aquifoliales; Aquifoliaceae.